AUUUCUGAUAGGUACAAACAUAGUGCUCAUUUAGCGGUGCGGAUAUUAUAAUAAUAAGUUUAUCAUGAUUGCACAGGUUGUAUUUGUAUCUGCCCUUUUGGCUCUAUCACAAGCAGGACACCUUGGAGGAGAAUUGGAUGAAGGUCUAGGAGAUCAUGAACAUGCAACUUCCUAUGUAGGAGGUCACAGUGUUGUAGCUGGAGGUCAUAAAACUGUUGAAUAUUGGGCUCCACCCAAAUACGAUUUCAAAUAUGGCGUCGAAGACCUCCACACCGGUGACUGGAAACAACAGGACGAAAAAAGAGACCAUGAUCUAACUCUCAGUAAUUAUGUCGUAGCCGAAAAGGACAGGAAAAUCUCAGUAAACAGGAUAAUAUCAGGAGCCGUACCGAUUCCAAUCAGCAAAGGAUGGUAAUGGAUGGUUGAUGUUUUGUUGAAAACGUUUAACAACAUUCUGAAAGCGUUUCGGUUUGAUCAUUUGUCAAUUUAGGAUCAAUGUGGUUAUUUUUGUUGGGUACUGUUAUUGUUUUUUUGUUGUGUCCAUGGUUUUUGACUUGCUCAAUUCUUGUUAGCUUUUGUACAAUUUUUUUAUGUUAGAUGUUAGUUAAUAAGUAUAUUUAAUA
Psylliodes chrysocephalus is the source of this 623-nucleotide messenger RNA. NCBI's taxonomy places the organism in Eukaryota, Metazoa, Arthropoda, Insecta, Coleoptera, Chrysomelidae. The record is from the annotation of a GenBank genome assembly.